AUGAGAGUAUUAGCAGUAUUGACGUGUUUGGCAUGGUGUAGUCUUUUCCUGUCGUGUCAGAGCGCUUCUCCAAGAAGCUUCACAGCGGAGGAACCACGAGUCAGAAAUAAUACAAGCCCGGAGAUUUCGUUGUCCAAGAGCGAGGUGGUUACGUUGUUACCGUCGCGAGCGCGCCAGCCAGGGGAACCUCGCCCUCCGCACCACCUCUCGAGGCGCAGCGGCUGUGCCCAAUCCUCGUCCUCCGGUUUCUCCACCUUCGGCUUCCUCGCCUUCAUGCUCAUCUCCGUCAACACCGUCGUCAACAUCAUCAAUAACAUCAACAAUAACAACAACAACAAUAACAAUAAUAACAACAAUAACAACGAUAACAAUAACAACAAUAACAUGAAUACGAACGAGAACGGGAGGGCGUUCGAGCUGAAGGACGACCUCUGGGAUCUGGAGGCCUUCGACGACCACCACUGGAGGAGGAGGGACUCGUGUGACUGCCGUGGCUCUGUGGGCGUGAUGGAAGCCAUGGACAAGACGAGUGGCGAUAUCCAAUCGUGGGCGGCCGCCGUGCUAUCUAAAUAUCCCCAGUGUCUUCCGCGGUUUGCCUGUGAAAUGACCUCGUAUGCCGGCGAUAGUACAGUAGGAUUAUUGUUAUUAACGCCUCUGAAAACGUCUUUUGCUGGAGAGAUCCUUCAAUCGUCCAGGAACGGAGGAUGUCAGACUUUGUACCCUCUCUGUCCACUCUUUGAUAACUGAAGAUUUCGUCAUAUUCUCAC
Molecule: messenger RNA, 767 nt
Organism: Penaeus chinensis
Lineage: Eukaryota; Metazoa; Arthropoda; Malacostraca; Decapoda; Penaeidae
Product: diacylglycerol kinase A-like
Exons: 4
Coding region: 1-747 (248 amino acids)
Source: RefSeq, a predicted model, not a curated record